Monoraphidium neglectum is the source of this 366-nucleotide messenger RNA. RefSeq lists its product as hypothetical. Lineage: Eukaryota; Viridiplantae; Chlorophyta; Chlorophyceae; Sphaeropleales; Selenastraceae. The transcript has a single exon. The record is from RefSeq and is a predicted model, not a curated record. The annotation marks the transcript as partial.
CUGUGGCUCAACAAGCUGGAGCGCCUGGGCUACAAACUCUGCCACAGCCCCGACCGCUGCGAUCACUACCGCGCCCAGGGCUGGGCAGCCAUCAAGCCGCACCCAAACCAAUAUGAGGGGCUUGGCCAGAUGUGCACCCCCGACCGGCUGCGCGAGGGGCUGUGCAGCGACCGGCGGCUGUACGUGCACGCGGUCUGCCGCGCGGGGCAGCACCUGAAACGCAAGGCGUUCGAGCGGCUGGGGCUGUGGUUUGUGCACGUGGAGCACGAACGGCCGACUGAUAUACGGGUUACAAUCCCUGAGGGGUCCCCGCUGCCGUGUGGCGGCCCGACGUGGGCCGGCAACUAUACCUACACCAACUACUGA